Molecule: messenger RNA, 2371 nt
Organism: Zingiber officinale
Lineage: Eukaryota; Viridiplantae; Streptophyta; Magnoliopsida; Zingiberales; Zingiberaceae
Product: cellulose synthase-like protein E6
Exons: 6
Coding region: 27-2294 (755 amino acids)
Biological process (GO): plant-type primary cell wall biogenesis; cellulose biosynthetic process
Cellular component (GO): plasma membrane; trans-Golgi network
Molecular function (GO): mannan synthase activity; cellulose synthase (UDP-forming) activity
Source: RefSeq, a predicted model, not a curated record
AGCUGUUACACACACAGUUCGCAGACAUGGCAGAGGCUAGUGGCCAUCGCCCUCUCUUCUCCACCCAGUCGGCCAGCGGAAGGACUGUUUACAAGCUCUUCGCCAGCUCCAUGCUCGUAAGCAUUUGCCUGGUUUUAAUCUACAGAGUGAGUCACGCACCCGAAGCAGGAGAAAGCGGACGGUGGGCAUGGUUUGGGAUGCUCGCGGCGGAGCUCUGGUUCAGCUUCUACUGGAUUAUCACUCAGUCCGUGCGCUGGUACCCGGUCUACCGCACCACCUUCAAGGACAGGCUCUCGCAGUUAGAGGAAGCGGAAUUGCCCUGCGUGGACAUCUUCGUGUGCACCGCCGACCCGGUCGCGGAGCCGCCGGCGAUGGUAGUCUCCACCGUGCUGUCUCUGAUGGCGUACGACUACCCGCCCGAGAAGCUGAGCGUGUACCUCUCAGACGACAGCGGGUCGGAGUUGACGUUCUACGCCACUUGUGAGGCCGCGCAGUUCGCGAAGCGUUGGCUUCCGUUCUGUCGGAGACACCGGGUAGAGCCGAGAUCGCCGGCGGCGUAUUUUGCAGGAUCCGCUGGGGCUUCUGACGACAAGGAACACUCGGACAUGAAGAAUCUAUUCAGAGAAAUGGAAAGUCGAAUAGAUGCAGUAUCAAUUCUUGGAAAAGUACCAAAAGAACAAAAAACACACAAAGGAUUCUCGGAAUGGACCUCAGAGAUGACAUCCAAGAAUCAUCAACCUAUCGUUCAGAUUUUAAUUGAUAGCAGAGAGGAAACCUCAGUCGACAUCGAUGGAAUUGUGCUACCCACCCUGGUGUACAUGGCACGGGAGAAGAGACCGCAGCACCAUCACAAUUUCAAAGCCGGCGCCAUGAAUGCUCUGGUAACAACUCAAAACCUUCGAACAAGCAAAACCACAGAAUUGAUCAUUUUGAUGAUUUCAACUCUUGUAUCUACUCAGUUAAGGGUGUCCUCAGUGAUAAGCAACAGUCCGAUCAUCCUCAACGCCGACUGCGACAUGUAUUCAAACAAUUCGCAGUCGAUCCGAGACGCCCUUUGCUUCGUCAUGGAUGAACAGCAAGGCCAUGAUGUAGCCUUUGUGCAAUUUCCUCAGUGCUAUGAAAAUAUCACCAAGAACGACUUGUAUGCCAAUGCCUUGAAAGUCCUCUCUGGGGUGGAAUUUAUUGGGCUGGAUGGCUUGGGAGGACCUCUGUACAUUGGAACUGGUUGCUUCCAUAGAAGAAAUGCUCUCUGUGGAACCAAGUACACUACGGAGUACAAGGAAGACUGGAAAAGAAGAACAAAGAUGGAGAACAGAGAAACUGUCUCGAUCCUGGAAGACAGAGCAAAGUCGCUCGCCACUUGCAUCUAUGAACUCAACACACAAUGGGGCAAAGAGAUAGGAUUGGCGUAUGGAUGCGUGGUGGAGGACGUUAUCACAGGACUAAUGAUUCAGUGCAGGGGCUGGCGAUCCGUCUACUUUAAUCCCGAGAGAAAAGGCUUCUUAGGAGUUGCACCCACGACGUUACCACAGACACUGGUGCAGCACAAAAGAUGGAGCGAGGGUGAUCUCCAAAUCGUCCUCUCCAAGUACUGCCCUCUGUUCUACGGCCAUGGGAAGCUCAAGCUCGGACAUCGAAUUGGCUACUGCAUCUACUGUCUGUGGGCUCCCAACUCCAUCCCCACUCUGUUCUAUCUCACAAUCCCGUCUCUGUUCCUCCUCAAAGGCGUCUCGUUGUUCCCGGAGGCAUCCAGUCCAUGGUUCGUUUCCUUCGCCUACGUCGCCGCGGCUAAAAAUGCCUACAGUCUUGUUGAAUCCUUGAUCAGCGGCGAUACGUUGGUGGGGUGGUGGAACAUCCAGAGGAUGUGGAUGCUGAAGAGGACGACUUCAUACCUCUUCGCCACCAUCGAUAACAUGCUGGCGCUGGUGGGGGCUUCCAAGGCGGGGUUCGUGAUCACGGCGAAGGUGGCCGAGGCUGACGACAGUGCGAAGAGGUACGAGCGGGAGGUGAUGGAGUUCGGAACGACGGCGUCGGCGGGGGUGAUGUUUGUGAUAAUUGGGACGACGGCGUUGAUCAAUCUGGCGUGCUUGGUUGUUGGAUUGCAGAGGGCAGUUGCGGAUCAGGCGUUUGGAGGGCUCUUGAUGCAGAAUGUAAUAUGUGGGUUGGUGGUGGCGUUGAAUCUGCCGAUCUACGAGGCGAUGUUCUUGAGGAAGGAUGAGGGGAGGAUGUCGUCAUCAACAGUGUUUGCUUCUGCGGGAUUGACUGUGUUAGCUUGUGCUCUGCCGGUGCUGUAGUUUUUUUUUUUAUUUUCCUUUUGUUCGCACAAUUCAAAUUUUUUUUAUCAAAAAUGAUGCUGAACUGAAUUAUCUAA